AAUUACAAAGGUUACAGUUGGCAUUGCCAUAUGCUAUACAAAUCGGAGGCGCUCCUAGAUAUAGAUCUCCACUUAUUUCCCUCUCUUUCUUCCAACUCUUCGCAACAAUUUGCAUAUUUGCUUGUCUUUCAGAUAAUUUACUAGGAUUUCUGCGGCUGCUAUGGGGACUGUUGUGGAUGCUGCAAACAAGGAAGCAAAUGGAAGAGCAUCAAUCAACAAGAAGGUGACCGUAGUGUUUGUUUUGGGUGGCCCAGGCAGUGGUAAGGGCACGCAGUGUGCAAACAUCGUCGAACAUUUUGGUUAUACUCACCUGAGUGCAGGUGAUCUUCUCCGAGCAGAGAUUAAAUCUGGUUCUGAGAAUGGGACCAUGAUUCAAAACAUGAUCAAGGAGGGAAAAAUUGUACCUUCAGAGGUCACAAUCAAGCUUCUUAAACGAGCAAUAGAGGAAAACGGAAAUGACAAGUUUCUUAUUGAUGGUUUCCCACGUAAUGAGGAGAAUCGUGCAGCAUUUGAGUCUGUAACAGGCGUUCAGCCAGAAUUUGUACUUUUCUUCGACUGCUCAGAGGAAGAAAUGGAAAAACGCUUGCUGGGUAGAAACCAGGGUAGGGAGGAUGAUAAUAUUGAGACAAUCAGGAAGAGAUUUAAGGUCUACCUGGAAUCUAGUCUCCCAGUUAUUGAAUAUUACAGUGCAAAAGGAAAGGUUAAGAAGAUUGAUGCCACAAGACCAGUUGGAGAAGUUUUUGAGGCCGUCAAAGCAAUUUUCAUGACGGUUGUUGCUUAAAUUUGCGACUUCACUCAUCAUUUUGCACCAGGUAUCAGUGUAGGCACUGGAUUUCUUCCCCUGAGGUGGAGGAGGGUUUACAUUUUUACUUUUAUUUCGAUUGUAAUGUAGUGAGGUUUUCUUGCCUCUAUAUUGUUUUACCAUAGUGUCUCAACGAUGUUAUUGCCUCUAUAUAUGCUCAUAUAUAUCUAAUAUACGAACGACUGAAUUCUUCUA
This is a messenger RNA of Salvia splendens (bonfire salvia), 997 nucleotides long. Its product is annotated as UMP-CMP kinase 3. The transcript is spliced from 10 exons. The record is from RefSeq and is a predicted model, not a curated record. Gene Ontology annotation, molecular function: ATP binding. The coding region runs from base 161 to 781 and encodes 206 amino acids. Gene Ontology annotation, biological process: 'de novo' pyrimidine nucleobase biosynthetic process; pyrimidine nucleotide biosynthetic process. Lineage: Eukaryota; Viridiplantae; Streptophyta; Magnoliopsida; Lamiales; Lamiaceae.